This is a messenger RNA of Paramecium sonneborni, 134 nucleotides long. The record is from the annotation of a GenBank genome assembly. NCBI's taxonomy places the organism in Eukaryota, Ciliophora, Oligohymenophorea, Peniculida, Parameciidae.
UAUGUUUGAAGUUGAUUUUGAAUGCUUUUUUCUGAUAGUAGGAACUAUAUAAGCAUCUGCCAUAUGGUAGUUAAGAUAGUUCAAUCUGUUCAUUUAUGGGUGUUAGGAUAAGACUCCAAUUAUCUAAAUUUGAA